Messenger RNA from Drosophila sechellia, 3927 nucleotides. RefSeq names its product solute carrier family 39 fear-of-intimacy (gene foi). Gene Ontology annotation, cellular component: plasma membrane. The transcript is spliced from 6 exons. Bases 611 to 2728 code for a protein of 705 amino acids. Lineage: Eukaryota; Metazoa; Arthropoda; Insecta; Diptera; Drosophilidae. Gene Ontology annotation, biological process: intracellular monoatomic cation homeostasis; zinc ion import across plasma membrane. Gene Ontology annotation, molecular function: zinc ion transmembrane transporter activity; monoatomic cation:bicarbonate symporter activity. The record is from RefSeq and is a predicted model, not a curated record.
CCUACAGCCUAUCGAUAAUUGUUAUAACCAAAUUGUUUUAAUUGCGGAUUUCUUGUGUUUGGCGGUGUCAGCGAAAGAGAGAUGGCUGCUGCGGCAUAUGUUUAGCGUUUCCGGAAAAUGUUUACAGUUAGCCCACCCUUGCAUAACUGAGCCCGCGUUGGUGUUGGUGGCCGCAUCCCGUAUUCCGUAUCCCGUGCAAAUCUCGCCGCUCCAUGCGGAUUCGCUUCGAUUCGAUUUCCCGUGCCAAACCGAGAUUAUUACAACGGAAUUGACACUCGGCGUAAUCUCAACGGCCUCUUUCAUUCACGCCCACCGCAUCGGCAAAAUAUAUAGCUCCCAGAAUCGUCCAGCAUUAUCUUCGAUCCCGCAAUAACUCUAGUUGGAAUUGUGUGAGUGUGUGUUACAGUGUUUCAGUGUGCGAUGUGCUAAACAGUCCGGCAAAUUUACGGAUCGAACGAAAUAAGCGAGUGAAUUGACGACUGACUGAUCUCGGCGGAUAUAUUAUGAUUGUAGCCAACCGUGCUGGGCAGUAAACUGAAACGAGAGUCCGAGUGAGUAGCAUUAGUCCUAGGAGUGGAAAAGAGGAAGGAGAGCAAGUCGGGCCAGAAAAAUGGCGCGUCACAUAAUGGCCGUUUGCGUGGUGUGCCUACUCUGUGCACACCGCCUGCACUGUCAGGAUCACAUCGAGAGUCUGCUGGGCCCGGCGCUGGUCACGACCCACAACAGCCAGGAGCAGCUGAAUGCCCGCGUCUACACGAACCUGAGUCCCUCCAGUGAAACCACCGAACGGCGACAGCAGCGAUCCGCUUCUGGCGACGACGACACCUUCAACUACAGCAUCAGCCCGCCAUCGAGAAGAGAAAAGCGCCAUGCUGGCCAUGAGCAUGGCUCCACAUCCGAAUCCCGCGUCCCGCAGAUCACCCAGUACUAUCUUGAGAAGCUAAUGGCCCAGGAUGAGCUGAUGAACAGCAGCGGAUUCGAUGGCCUACUCCAGCAGCUCAGCCUCCACUCGUUGACCAGUGGGGCAAGUGAGGGAACUUGCGUUCCUGCUAGUCGCCUUGUGCAUCAUGUCCAGCCCCACGAUCAUCACCAUGCUCAUCAUCACGAAGAUGAAGGUCACAGUCUGCAGCUGAAAAACUGCACGCUUAUCCAGAAUGGCACCACCUCCAACGUCAUAUGCCCAUCCCUGCCCAACGACAACACACAUCAACUCGGCAAAGAGGCCAAGAACUUUACGCUGAGCGAUAAGGACUUGCUACAUCUGUGUCCGAUUCUCCUAUAUGAGCUGAAAAACCAGAGCGGCGGCUGCAUAGAACCUGCUGUCUUGUCGGACAUUGAUACCACUGAAGAGCUGCUGGAAGCAGAGAAGGACAAGGAUAUAUUCUAUGUAUGGAUCUAUGCUUUUAUUUCUGUGUUUGCCUGCGGCAUCCUCGGCUUGGUAGGCGUGGCCAUCAUACCGUUUAUGGGUUCCAGGUAUUACAAGUACAUCAUUCAAUAUCUGGUAGCGCUGGCCGUGGGUACGAUGACCGGCGAUGCCCUGCUGCACUUGCUGCCUCAUUCUCUUGCAGGCCAGGAUGAGCGGGGGAUGAUCAUGAAAGGACUGGGGUGCCUGGGUGGCAUAAUCUUCUUUUACGUGAUGGAGCAUGCGCUGACCAUGAUCUCCGAGUGGCGCAAGAGCGUGGAGAAGGAGACAAAGAAACCAUCGCGGGCAAAGGUGAUGCGGGAUCCCGACUCGUCGGUAAACAAUUCCGUGGCCGGCGACAAGAUCUGCAAGCAAAAGUAUAGCUCCUAUCCAUAUUGCUACGACGAGAUCACGAUGAACAACAAGCAGAGCGAGUGGAUGCACUUGCCAGGCGAUGCAGCGGCGGGCGCUGGCGGAGAUGCUCCUUCAGUAGCGGAGCUACGUAACGGUGUGGGCGAUCAUGAUGGAUCCAAUGACAUGGCCGCCGCUGCCGAAUCCCUAUUAUCAACGCUGCACACGAACUGCGUGGAAAUGAAUCACCAUAAUCACAACCACAAGCACAAUAGCCACCAGCAGAAUCAUGAGGUCCAUGAUAGCAACACAAUUGUCACUGAUCUGGACGGAAACGCCGUGUACGCAGCAAACAAUGCAAAGGAUAAGGACGGCCGGAACGAUCAUGUAACUGUGAUCCUGCGGGAGCACGAAUCCUCGCAUCACGGUCACAGUCAUCGCCAUGGACACGUCCAUUCGCCACCGGAAACGCUGAGCGCCGUGGCCUGGAUGAUUAUCAUGGGUGACGGCCUGCACAAUUUUACGGAUGGCAUGGCCAUUGGUGCAGCCUUUGCGGAAAACAUUGCCGGCGGCUUCUCCACAUCGCUGGCUGUCUUCUGCCACGAGUUGCCACACGAGCUGGGUGACUUUGCCAUCCUAAUAAAAGCAGGCAUGUCGGUGAAGUCGGCCGUCUACUACAACCUGUUGACGGGUGUCCUGAGUUUCAUCGGCAUGAUCUUUGGCAUUGCCUUUGGUCAAUCGCAGGAUGUGGCCCAGUGGAUGUUUGCCGUGGCUGCGGGUCUGUUCAUCUACAUUGCCCUAGUCGAUAUGAUGCCAGAGAUCUCGGCCUCGCACAAAUCACUGGACCAGUUCCUGUUGCAGAUUCUCGGCAUGCUCAGCGGAGUAGGGAUAAUGCUAUUGAUUGCCCUUUAUGAGGGCGAUCUGAUGAGCGCGUUCGGCACAACGGGAGCCGCAUCACACCAGCACGCGCACUAAUAACAUAAGUGAAAUUGUAACCAACCGCAGCGAAUCUUGUAGCGUAUUAUGUGAAUUGCAGCGAAUCUUCUGUAUUAACUUUCCGCCAAGCCUAUAGGACCUCUUGAAUUAUUAUUUUUUGUGUAAUUUCAUUACAUUGUUGUUUAUAUUAUUAGUCCACAAAGUUAGACAAAACAGAACCACAGACACAGCCGGUUGGCGCUUAUCAAACGCAUUUGUUAUCCAGUUUAUGAAACACACAACCUCACACAAGCGACGCGAUUCAGCAAACUCGUUUUAUUUUCGUUCCUAAUUUUGCUAUUGAACUUCGUUCGAAUCCAUUUCACACCCAAUUUAAUGUAAGAUGUCUUGAAAUUGGCUAGGUUAUAAAGUUAUCUUGAAUUUAGAUGAUACCAUUUGAAGAGCAUGCCGAGAAAGAUGCUGUCGAAUGAUAAAGGAAGUAACAGAAAAUGGAUUGGAUCUGGAUCCCACAAUCCUCUAAUUACUGAUCUUAUACACGAAGAAAGAACCUAAUAAUUAUGAUACAUAAUAUAUAUAUAUAUAUAUAUAUAUAUAUUGUAGGAUAUGUACACGUACAUAUACUUUUUGUAUUUUGUAGUCUAGAGUGCGCACGUUUACUUUACGCGAGUUUAACAUUCUAAAUCCAAAAUCUAGGGAUGUCCACCGCUGUUAUGAUUUCUACAGUACUUAACGACUUGAACGCAUAUAAUUUCCACUUUCGGGAAAUGUACACAAAACCCAUUUAAGCUUAAUUUAUAAAAUAAAUUGAAAAGAUUAUUAUAUUGCACCAUCAUGCAUAAUUUAGGUUUUCGCUACCCUGUAGCGUCUUCGUUUAAUUAUGAUUUUGUAAUAAACCAAGCUAGAACAAAGACUUUGAUUUUGUUUUUAUGGAUUUGAGUUGUUUUUCUUUUGAUUGCGCACACAACUAACACGAAAGUGAUUGUGAUUCAAAAUGAGUAACUAACAUUUGUAAAAUGGCGCAACUUGCGGCACGAUCGCCCCUAAUGACUAUCCCCCACACACCGAUCUGCACACAAAGCUAUCACUUGUGUAAACUGAGCAACUAACAAUAUUUUAUGAAGCCCACACUAUGUGCUACCGAGGCAUUAAAACCUAUAUUAAUUCUAGCUGUAAGCUCUACGAAAACUACAAACGGUAGGAAACCAGAGACAAAGAAUAAAGAUGUAAACAUAUAUACA